AGCAACAAUCACGACAGCAUCUAUUUCCCACUAUUCUACACUUUAUCUUUAGCCAAGCCGUCUGAUAGCACAUCCUCCACCCUGUCAUCUAGAAGUGGUCAAGAAAAAAGUAGGUGUUCUUUUCUAGCUGCUUUCCCCCUUUCUCCACAGCUGCUAGUCUUCGUCAUCCAAAACUUUCACAAUUCAGCUCCAACUAAAAUACCAGCUUUAGCCAGAUUCCGAUUCUCUUAAUUUUCUCGAUUCAACCCUUGGAAGCCAGCUUCUUAGCUCUUCUUAGCCGUGACUAUCCCCAGCUACCCGACUUGUCUGUUUUGUCGCUGCCACAAAGCUCUUCGCAAUGUCGCGUAUUCAGAUUCCUCUCGACCUUAUUACGUCGCGCCUCAACAUUGGCGAUCGUUUUGCUGGGUUUCGCAACACGUCGUUGUCCAGCCGCUUCGCAAACAUGAGGCCCAUCGGCGAGUUUCUUGACUUCAAGCGCAUUUCCAAGCCCGCCAACUUUGCCGAAGUCCAGUCGCGUGUCAAUUACAACUUGUCAACGUUUUCGAGCAACUAUGCCGUUGUCUUUGUUCUCCUCGGCAUUUAUGCGUUGAUCACGAACCCAUUGUUGCUAUUCGACAUCAUCCUGCUCGCUGGCGGUCUGUGGCUGCUUGGCCGACUCAAUGGACAGGACGUGACCAUUGGUACCUUCACGGCAACCUCGUCCCAAUUGUACACGGGUCUACUCUGUACAUGCGGGUUUCUCUUUCUCAUUGCUUCACCUUUCUCCACUGUCCUAUGGUUGAUUGGUGCAAGUGGCGUGGUCAUUCUUGGUCACGCUGCUUUUCUGGACAAGCCUAUCGAUGAGGCUUUUUCAGGGGAGGCGGUCUAGGUGGUCGGCCGCGAGCUCCCGAAUUUGCGCCCUCAUGGGGUAGACCAUCCGGGCGUAGACAGGGGAGGUAUGUCGCGCCUGAGGACGACUUUUGGGAUACUAGACGUCGAG
Xylaria bambusicola is the source of this 979-nucleotide messenger RNA. RefSeq names its product prenylated rab acceptor 1. NCBI's taxonomy places the organism in Eukaryota, Fungi, Ascomycota, Sordariomycetes, Xylariales, Xylariaceae. Gene Ontology annotation, cellular component: Golgi apparatus. The record is from RefSeq and is a predicted model, not a curated record. The transcript has 2 exons. The coding region runs from base 338 to 868 and encodes 176 amino acids.